Solanum verrucosum is the source of this 2029-nucleotide messenger RNA. RefSeq names its product putative pentatricopeptide repeat-containing protein At1g10330. Lineage: Eukaryota; Viridiplantae; Streptophyta; Magnoliopsida; Solanales; Solanaceae. Gene Ontology annotation, biological process: RNA modification. The record is from RefSeq and is a predicted model, not a curated record. Bases 104 to 1507 code for a protein of 467 amino acids. The transcript has 3 exons. Gene Ontology annotation, molecular function: RNA binding; protein binding.
AAUAAUUUUUUUGUUUUGUUUUGAAGUUUCAAAAGCAUAAUAGAGAAACCCCAUUUGGCUAAAAUUCAAGGAUUUGCAGCUGAAAGGUGCUGACAAUGUUGGAAUGCCAAAGCCAAAAAAACCUGAACAAAUGCUUCAACUUCUGCAGCAUUUUAUCAAACACUCAAACCAAAUUAGACAAAUACAUUCCCUGCUCACAACGAGCGGCCGUCUCCUCCUUACCUCUCAAUGGAUCAACACACUUCUUUACAACACUCUCAUCAGGGCUUAUCUCAACAUUUCUCAGCCUCAAACAGCUCUCAUCCUUUUCACCCACAUGCUCUUUCAUCAAGCUCAGCCGAAUAGCCAUACUUUCCCUUCCCUUAUCAAAGCAGCCUCGUCUUUCCCUCCCCGUUUGGCUUCAUAUAUAGGCAAGAACCUUCACUGUCAAGUCUUGAGAAGAGGGGUCUUGGGUGACCCGUAUGUGUGUACAUCUUUCAUUGGGCUGUAUUCGCACACGGGUGAACUCGGGAGUGCACGCAAGGUGUUUGAUGAAAUUCCGGAACCGUGUGUUGUCUCGUAUAAUGCAAUGCUUGAUGCUUGUGGGAAAAAUGGGGAUAUGGGUUUGGGGUUCUUGAUGUUUUCUCGCAUGUCUUAUAGAGAUGUUUAUUCAUGGACUAGUAUGAUUCAUGGGUACAUGAAGAACGGGUGCUCUGAAGUUGCUGUUAAGUUUUUCCAGAGAAUGAUGGUACACGAGGAUGUGAAGUGUGGUUUAUUGAAGCCAAAUGAGGCGACUUUUGUUAGUAUUCUUUCUUCUUGCACAUUUUUGGAUGUUGGUGUGGCAUUAUAUCUCGGGAGGCAAGUACAUGCUUACAUGGUAAAGAAUGAGGAGUUGAGUGUCUUCACGACGACCGCAUUGAUCGCGUUUUAUGGAAAGAUGGGUUGUUUGGUUUAUGCUUCAAAGAUAUUUGAUGCAAUGGUUAGCAAGCAGGUUUGCGCUUGGAAUGCUAUGAUUUCUUCCCUAGCUUUGAAUGGAAGAGAGAAGCAGGCAUUAAUGAUGUAUGAGAAGAUGAGGGCAAAGGGGCUGCAACCAAAUGAGAUUACCUUCGUGGCUGUUCUAUCAGCUUGUGCGCGUGCCAAGCUUGUUGAUUUCGGUUUUAAAUUGUUUGAAGCAAUGUCACAUGAAUUUGGACUUGUAGCUAAGAUGGAACAUUAUGGUUGUGUGGUUGAUCUCUUAGGGAGAGCUGGGUUACUGCAGGAAGCGUACGACUUCAUAAAGAAGAUGCCCUUUGAAGCUGAUGCCACUGUCUUGGGGGCUCUGAUGGGUGCUUGUAGACUUCAUGGAGCUAUUGAAUUGGGAAAUGAAGUAUCACAACUAUUGCUUGAGUCGCAACCGAAUCAUUCUGGCCGUUAUGUGCAACUCUCAAGCAUUUAUGCUGGCGCAGAGAGGUGGGAUCAUGCUGCUGCCUUGAGAAAAGCAAUGCUAGAUGCUGGAAUACACAAGGUUCCAGCCCACAGUUUAGUUUAGUAGAGCUGAUAACUGCAGCAGCUUAGUGAUGGCAUCUCUACUCAUCAAAUUCAGCUAAAAGGAUUCUGCAUAUGGAUUUUGCACAGAGAUUGAAGCACUGCUUCAGAUCAAGGAGGAUACAUUAAAGAAACCUGGUUUUAAAGUCUGUUUGGCGAGGUCUCUAUGCAAGUGGUUGUUUGGGACUGAUGCAUAGUUGCUGUUGUGUAGCAGUAAUACUUGAUUAACUCAAUCGGUACCGCCUACCUCCCACCAACACAGAUAGUGGGUAACUCAACCACCAACACAGGUCAGCUUGUGUUCUGCUAGGAUUCUAACCUUGGUUUCUAAGGUUGUUUCUCCUAUUUUUCAACUCCUAGACGAAACCCCAUUGUGGUUGUCGUUGCUAUUCAAGUUAUUGUAUGUUGAACAAUAUCCUGACAGAUUGUCACAUGUUUUACUAUGAUCCUGUUCUUGGGCGUUGUACGUGAUCCCUAAACAGUAUAUUAUCAACCAGUAGAACUUUACCAAUUCAUCUUAUUUACA